Molecule: messenger RNA, 1848 nt
Organism: Sclerotinia sclerotiorum 1980 UF-70
Lineage: Eukaryota; Fungi; Ascomycota; Leotiomycetes; Helotiales; Sclerotiniaceae
Exons: 4
Coding region: 1-1848 (615 amino acids)
Biological process (GO): intracellular protein transport
Cellular component (GO): mitochondrial outer membrane
Molecular function (GO): protein-transporting ATPase activity; protein binding
Source: RefSeq, a predicted model, not a curated record
AUGCCUCCGGGCAAACCCAUGCCAAACUUUGCGGCAUCGACAUCACAAUCGUCAGUUUGGGAUCGCAUAACAGCAUGGGCUUCCGAGAAUAAAGCAGUUGUAUAUACAAUCGCUGGUGUGGCAGUAGUAGUCUCAGGUGCUGGAGUUGCAUACUACCUAUUAGACUCGAAGGAUUCCACGUCUACCCAAAGCGUAUCAAAGAAAUCAAAGGAGAAGAGGAGACGGAAGAAGGAUGAGAAGAAAGAAGUCGAUGUAGAGAAGGGAACCACAACACCAGAUACAAAACCUAAAGCAGCUGCAGAGACUUUGGAUGAGCUUCCUGAAGUUGACGAAACCACCGUUGGGAAUUUAUCGGAGCAACAACGAAAAGAAUAUGCCGCGAAGUUGAAAGCAGCCGGUAACACUGCAUAUGGGUCCAAGGAUUACCCUCGAGCUAUCGACCUUUACGGUAAAGCCAUCCUUUGCAAGCCAGAUCCUAUCUUCUAUUCAAACCGUGCUGCAUGUUACAAUGCCCUUGGCGAAUUCGACAAAGUUAUUGAGGAUACCACUGCUGCGAUCAAUCUCGAUAGCGAAUAUGUAAAAGCCUUAAACCGUAGAGCAAAUGCAUAUGAACAUACCGAGAAAUAUAGCGAGGCUUUACUCGAUUUCACUGCCAGCUGUAUAAUCGAUGGGUUCCGAAAUGAACAAAGCGCACAGUCUGUCGAAAGAUUACUCAAGAAGGUUGCGGAGUCCAAGGCAAAGGUCAUUCUCGAGGCCAAGGAUAAGAAGCUUCCAAGUCCAACAUUUGUCACCAACUACCUACAAAGUUUCCGAUCAAAACCCGCCCCCCCAGGAUUAGAAGAUAGUGUUGAAAUAUCGGAGGAAACAGGAAAGGGUCAAUUACAACUCGGACUUCGAGCUAUGGCAAAGAAGACUAAUGAGGGAUAUGAAGAUGCUUCAGCUGCAUUUGAGAAAGCCUUGGAUUUGGGAGACCUUGGUGAACAUGAAGCCUUUGCGUACAACAUGCGCGGAACAUUCAGAUAUCUUCGUGGAGUACAAUUGGACGCCUUGAGUGAUUUGAGCAAGAGUAUUGAACUGGAGCCCGAUUAUACACAAAGUUAUAUCAAGCGUGCCAGCAUGCAUUUGGAACUUGGUGACAAGGACGCCGCUGCCGCAGAUUUUGACAAGGCUAUGGAACAACAUGAUGAUGACCCUGAUAUCUACUACCACCGUGCCCAACUCAAUUUCAUCCUCGGUGAACUCUCACAAGCAGCAAAGGACUACCAAAAGUCUAUCGACCUCGACCGGGACUUCAUCUUCUCACACAUUCAACUUGGUGUUACACAAUACAAGAUGGGCUCCACCGCAUCAUCUAUGGGAACAUUCCGACGCACAAUCAAGGCAUUUGAAGAUGUACCUGAUGCAUACAACUAUUACGGAGAGCUUUUGUUAGAUCAACAGAAGUAUGAUGAAGCCAUCUCACAAUUCGAAAAGGCCGUUGAAUUGGAGAAGCAAACUAAACCAUUAGGCAUGAGUGUCCUUCCACUCAUUAACAAAGCACUUGCUCUUUUCCAAUGGAAGCAAGAUUUUGGAGAGGCAGAAAAACUUUGCGAAAAGGCUCUUAUUAUUGACCCUGAAUGUGAUAUCGCCGUCGCAACCAUGGCACAACUUCUCCUUCAACAAGGUAAGGUUACUGAAGCUCUUAAAUACUUUGAGAGAGCAGCAGAAUUAUCUAGAACAGAAGGAGAAAUUGUUAAUGCGUUGAGUUAUGCUGAGGCUACGAGGACACAAUUGGAAGUUCAAGAGAAAUAUCCACAAUUGGCUAGUAGAUUAGCAGGUAUGAGCGGACUUGGAGCUGGUAUGCGUUAA